This is a messenger RNA of Pseudogymnoascus verrucosus, 2297 nucleotides long. RefSeq lists its product as uncharacterized. Lineage: Eukaryota; Fungi; Ascomycota; Leotiomycetes; Thelebolales; Thelebolaceae. Gene Ontology annotation, molecular function: CoA-ligase activity. The record is from RefSeq and is a predicted model, not a curated record. Bases 339 to 2099 code for a protein of 586 amino acids. The transcript is spliced from 7 exons.
CCUGUGGGGAUCCUUUGGGGAUCCUCCCAAGAACCCCGCAUUCCCCCAUCUCCUCCACAAUAUGUAUAUAUGUAUAUAUAUGUCCUAUCCUGCCAUGGCCGCCACUUGAUCUUUCAGCUUCCUUCUCUCUGUCUUUCUACGGCAUCUGUCUGUCUGUUUCACCGGUUUCUACUUGUACCUGUCUUGCUCUGAAGAUCUCUAUUCAUAUCAAAAGACCACCAACGCGCCCAUCGUGUGUGCUGUGCGUGCUGUGCGUGCUGUGCUGCCGCUGUGUUUCUGCUUUGCGACAUUGCCAUCCAUAAAAUACCCUUAUUAGAUCUCUUUAUUUAUCGCCCAAGAUGGUCUUCAUACCGCCAGCAAGCUCCCCGGCAAUGCUUGACAUUCCCGACACUGUGUCGCUGCCGGAUUUCGUACUGGACAACAAAUACCGAUCAGUGCCCCAUGAGCAGGCGAGGAAUCCAUUCACGUGCGGCUUGUCAGGGAAGACAUAUACGUCAUUGGAGUGGAAAGACAGGAUCGGCUGGCUUGCCAGAGCAUUCCAGAAAGAGCUGGGGUUCCAGGUCAAUCAGGGGACAGAGUGGGAGAAAGUCAUUGGCAUCUAUACUUUAAAUACUGUCGAUACUCUAACAGUAUCAUUCGCAGUUCAAUACCUUAACGGAGUUGCCUCACCGGCCAAUGCAGCGUACUCAGCUACCGAGCUUGCAUACCAGUUGAAAGCCGCUGGCGCAAAGGCCAUUUUUACCUGCAUUCCUCUCAUCGAAAAUGCUCUCCAGGCUGCAAAAAUCGUUGGAAUCCCAGAAAAGCAUGUCUACAUACUGGAAAUGGCAGAUUCCUUCACAGGUGGCAAGAAGGUACCAUUCAAGACGGUAGGGGAGCUCAUCGAACAGGGCAAGAAUUUGCCAGCUCUUGAGCCCUCGAAAUGGACCCAGGGUCAAGGUGAGAGACAAACCGCGUUCCUGUGCUUCUCAAGUGGCACAUCCGGAUUACCAAAAGCAGUCAUGAUCUCCCACCGGAACUGCAUCACGAACAUCAUCCAGAUAACCCUUCACGAGCAAUUCGCUCGCGCCGGAAAGGGGUCUAAAGGAGGACCACGCCAAGACGUAGCCCUGGGUCUUCUCCCAUUCUCCCACAUCUACGGCCUCGUAAUCAUUUGCUUGACUGGCGCAUUCCGCGGCGACGAGACCAUCGUACUCCCCAAGUUCGAGCUGGCGACCUUCCUCCAAGCUAUCCAAGAAUACAAGAUCAGCGUCCUCUUCAUCGUCCCCCCCAUCGUCAUUGGCCUCAUCAACGCCCACCAAAUCUCCUCCCGCUACGACCUCACCUCCGUAGAAUCACUCUUCACUGGCGCCGCCCCCCUCGGCGAGUCCACGGCCCGCGACCUCGCCAAACUACACCCAACAUGGCUCAUCCGCCAAGGGUACGGCAUGACCGAGACCUGCACCGGCGUGUGCCUCACGACAGAAGAGGACGUCUGGUUCGGUUCCUCAGGCCACCUACUCCCCGGCUUCAAGGUUAAGAUCGUGCGCCCCGACGGUUCCGAGGUGACAGCCCACGACGAGGAAGGAGAGCUGCUCGUGCAAUCCCACUCCGUCGUCCUGGGGUACCUCAAUAAUCCCGAAGCGAACGCGGAGACUUUCCUCCCUGACACGGAUGGGAAUGGGCGCUGGAUUCGCACGGGGGAUGUGGCGAUCGUGUCUGUGGCGCCGAGUGGGAAUGAGCAUAUUACUAUUACGGAGCGGAUUAAGGAGCUCAUCAAGGUCAAUGGCCACCAAGUCGCUCCAGCUGAGCUGGAGGCUCUUCUCCUCUCGCAUCCGUCGGUUGCGGAUGCGGCUGUGAUUCCUGUGCCGAAUGAUCGUGCUGGUGAGGUUCCUCGCGCGUAUGUGGUUAAGUCGGCGAAGGUGUCGGUCGAGGACAAUGAUAAGAUUGUUAAGCGUGAUAUUGCCAAGUAUGUGGAGGCGAAUAAGAGUCGGUAUAAGUGGUUGGCGGGGGGGAUUGAGUUUAUUGAUGUUAUUCCCAAGAGUCCGAGUGGGAAGAUUUUGAGGAGGUUGCUGAGGGAUAAGGAGAAGGAGGAUAGGAGGAAGGCGGGGGUAAAGUUGUAGGGGAGGGGAUGAUAUAUUGAAAAGAUAUGUGAGAAGAAAGAUUUUAUAAAUGAAUAUAUAUUAGUUUAUACUCACCGGAGGAUAAUCCGUCAACAAACCUGGCAUAUACGUCAACUAUGUCGUCGACAGUACGGGUAGCUAUCUUACUAAAUAUGACCUCUCGAGAACAAUUGAGGUUAUGGGUUUGAAAGUGAGGAG